Messenger RNA from Mesocricetus auratus (golden hamster), 315 nucleotides. RefSeq names its product keratin-associated protein 12-1. The transcript has 2 exons. Lineage: Eukaryota; Metazoa; Chordata; Mammalia; Rodentia; Cricetidae. The record is from RefSeq and is a predicted model, not a curated record. The coding region runs from base 1 to 315 and encodes 104 amino acids. Gene Ontology annotation, cellular component: keratin filament.
AUGUGUGACACCAGCUGCUCCUCAGGCUGCCAGCCAUCCUGCUGCGUGUCCAGCCCCUGCCAGCCAUCCUGCUGCCCAUCCUGCUGCAGGCCUGCUGUAUGCAUUCCUGUGAGAUACCAGGUGGCUUACUGUGUGCCUGUGAGCUGUAGGCCCACUGUGUGCAUGGCCCCCUCCUGCCAGUCCUCUGUGUGUGUGCCAGUGAGCUGCCGGCCUAUCUGUGUGACCUCCUCCUGUCAGUCAUCUGGGUGCUGCCAGCCCUCCUGCCCCACCCUGGUCUGCAGACCUGUCACCUGUGGCACCCCUUCUUGCUGCUGA